GGUCAGUGUAUAUAAAGUAGCGCAGUGAGGUCAACUCGCCCAUUCUUGAAGGAUCACUGCUCCACUCCGGAUAUCAUUUAUCUUAUUCAAGAUGGCGAACUCCUGGACAAAUAGGGUAAAGUUUUUAGUCAGGUACAUGUACGACAUUGACAACAAUGGUGUUCUCGAUAAAACUGAUUUUGAAUGCUUGGCUGUCAAGAACACCAUUAUGGAGGGGAAAGGAUCCUGGGAUGCUACAAAGUAUGCUAAAAACAAGGAAGUUAUGAUAAACCUUUGGGAUCAGAUUGCUGAGAUCGCUGAUUUUGAUAAGAAUGGAGAAGUUGAUUCUGAUGAGUUCAUGAAAGGAGUAGAAACUGCUUGCAAGGGAAAAGCAUAUGCAGAUCUACCAAAUGCUUUUAAGUUCUUUAUUGAGGCUCAGUUUAGAACAAUUGACGUUGAUGGUGAUGGUUCAAUCGGUCUAGAUGAGUUCAGAUAUGACUGCGUAAACAGAAUGCCUGUCAAGGAAGUUACAGAACUUGAUGCUGCAUUCAGUAAAAUAAGCUUGGACGGGGACAUCACUCUUCCUAGAUAUCAGGUAUAUCUAUAUAAAACUAUUUAAACUUAAAUUACCGAUCUUAAAGAACAAGAC
This is a messenger RNA of Eurytemora carolleeae, 628 nucleotides long. RefSeq names its product sarcoplasmic calcium-binding protein, beta chain (gene Scp1). Gene Ontology annotation, molecular function: calcium ion binding. The record is from RefSeq and is a predicted model, not a curated record. Bases 92 to 598 code for a protein of 168 amino acids. Lineage: Eukaryota; Metazoa; Arthropoda; Copepoda; Calanoida; Temoridae. The transcript is spliced from 8 exons.